AUGACUACGAGUGGAGGAGGAGACGGACCAGCACGGUCAAAGGAUGGAGUUCCCCAGUGGGACGGCAACAGCGCUACUUUCCAGAGAUACGAGGAAGAAGCGCUGCUAUGGCAGGAAGGGAUUGCUUACCACAAGAGGUACAUGGCGGGGCCACGACUGGUGGCUGAGCUCCAGGGCUCGGCAAAGCGGAUGGUCGUGGGCAAAUCGGCAAGCUGGGUUUCCUACUCAGGGGGCGUGGAAGUCCUCAUGAGGCAUCUCCGUGACUGCCUCGGGAGACCACAGGUUGCGGAAUUGACUGAGUACCUCAAUCAAUAUUUCCGGCAUUCACGGCGCCGGAAUGGUGAGUCAAUCAAUGAGUACGUGACCCGGAAGAGCGAGAUCUAUAUGAGAGCGCAGCAGGCCCUUCACCGGGUCAAGCCACACCAGGAGCCCGCAACCUACCGUGUAUCCCGCGAAGCCGGGUACCCGGGACACCGUCGCAGCAGCUGGACUUCGGAGACCACGACCACAGCAGCAGAUGGAGACGAGGACGAGCCCGAAGCCUCAACAGAAAACACCCAAAACCCGAGUUGGGAUGCUAGCAGCUCCUACAGCGGAUGGGGUGGUAUGGGAGGCUACUGGAAUGGAGCCCCGUACUCCAACUGGUGGUCAUCGUCUACGUGGAACUGGGCGGAUAGCCGGUCCUAUGGCGAAGCAGGAGCCACACCCGGCCUGUGGAAUGGCCCCGUGGCGGGACAGACGGAGCUCCUGCCAGAGUGGGUACAGGCCUGGUACCUGUUACAGGAUGCCAACCUUAGCACCGGAGAGCGCAACAUGAUCUUCACAGCACUGAAGGGGGAAUUCAGUGUCUUGAAAGUGGCUCAGGAGCUGAGGAACCAGUGGACGGAGACGGAUCUCAAGAAGAGGGACCAGCACUAUAAGGGCUCAGGCUUCCUAGGCGAGGCCGGUGAGGACGAGGACAACGAGCAGCAGGAGGCCUGGCAGGCGGGCGAGCACAGCGAGUACGAUGCGGACUUGAAUGACGAGGGUGCCGCCCUCGUCGCGGAGGCCGAGGACGAAGCUCGCCAAGCGUGGGCCACCCUGCAGACAGCAAAGCGCACCUUGAAGGAUGCACGACAGCGCCAACAUCAGGUCCGGAUGUCCAGGAAGUACUACCAGAGCGGUGGCAGCAGCUCUCAGACCGGACCUCGGCCACGGGAUGACUCGAGAAUGACAUGUCUCAAGUGUGGCCAGAUAGGCCACAGGGCGGCUAACUGUCCGCAAGAGAAAGCACAUGUGGCCGAGGACCAGUCGGCGCCAUUCGUCUGUUUCGCGGAACAGGCGCUCCUUGGUGGCCAGGAGAGCGGCGGUCAUGUUCCCACCACGACAGAGGCUGUACAGGCCGGGUGGGGCGUCAUCGAUGGGGGCGCGACGCGCACCUUGGGAUCGGUCAAGGCCAUCGAGGCGGUCAUGAAGGUCAAUGAGGGCAAGCACGGGACAACUGGGGUCAAGAACGUGGACCUCAAGAACCGUCCUGUGUUUGGUUUUGCGGACUCCGGUGAAGCCAAGUGUGUGUCAACAAUCGACUUGGGACUCCAGGCGGGAAGCCAUGAGGGAAUGCUCAGAGUGCACGCCCUCAACAAGGGCUCGGGGCCCAUACUGGUUUCCGUGGCCACACUCAGGGCACUUGGAGCAAUCAUUGACUUUGAGGAGGACAUCUUGGUCUUGCGAAAGCUCGACCCGACGAAGCUAAUCCCCCUCCAGCGAUCGACCACAGGCCAUCAGCUCGUCAACCUCACCGACGAUCUUUUCCGAGAGGCCCUUCCGUUCCCCAUGCCGGCCAUGGAGAAGAUGAACGCCAAACAGCUGCGCGAGGCCAUCGGCACCUUCGGCGAGAUCCCAGCAGAGAGUUGGAACAAUUCUCAGCUACGACACCGGCUGCAGGAGCUCAUGACCGAACAAGAGGAGGAAUGGGCCAACCCGGCCCGACGCAGCAAGGACACGCCCUUGCAGCAGCAGAUCAAGCAGCUCAAUCGGAACAAGCGCAAGAAGGCAGAUCUGCAGGAGUAUGUCGCCAAGGUGUUGGGACUGACCGUGAGCGAGAACGAAACGAUGAUGCAGCUCGAGACGAAGGCCCUCGACCACCUCUAUGCCAAUGUCGAGAGCUGCGGCCGCGACGCGGUCGGAUUUGGGCGCCAUGCAAGCUUGACCUAUGCCGAGCUGGUGCAGCAGUACCCCCGCUACACGGAGUGGGUCAAGGCAACCCACAAGGAGACCGACGAGACAAAUCCGAGACUCAAGCGGUUGGCGGCAUGGUUGCUGCGAGCUACAGAUGUGAGCGAGGCGGUACAGUGCCCGCCAUGGGCACUGCAGAGUCCCCCAUGGGAGAAGGACCCGCAACGGCUACGGUUGAAGAUCAAGGGCGGCUACUUGGUGGAGCCAGAGGCCGAGACCCCGCAGACGGCAUCGACAUCAUCCGCCGGAGCACCGCCCUAUCCAGCUCAGCAGAUGGAGUUGAUGACAACCAUGAUGGAGACCAUGAAGGGCAUGCAAGAAGACAUCAAGGAGCUCCGGCAGAUGAGCCACUCGGCGGACGAGCGGCCCCGGAAGAAGGAGUCACUGGAUGGCACGGUCCUACAAGGACGAAAGCUACCAACCCUGGGCCAGUGCGUCACCUUCUCUCCGAAGGCGGUAGAGUGGUUGAAGAUGAGUUGCUUGGGGAACUUCGGUCGGUUGGGUUUGGAUGUCCUGAGGGAGGUGUGGAUAAGCGGUUUGAUGAACGUAUCAAGAAACAACUGUAUCUUCUACACGCGGCUACGGGACAUGGGAGCACACGACAUCUGGUGGAUGCCUUGCGCCGAAGAGGUCAUCGCCACAUGUCCACCCUGGAACCACUUCCCCCAAGAUGGAGCACCAUUUCCGCCGAUGUGGGUUCUUAGGCUUGAUCCUGCAGGGUCCUUCCGAAGCCAGCAUGUGGAAAGCUUUUGUGAUAGGCACAAGAUUUUCCUGGAGAUUAUCCCCGGUGAAGCCCAUUGGAAACUGGGGAUCUGUGAACAGGCUGUUCAGGGAUUGAAGGAAGUUAUGACGAAGACGUGUUUGGGGGAAGAGGGCAUUAACCCUGAAGAAGCACUUGCCACGGCAGUCAUGACGUUCAAUCAUCGGGAUAUUGUCCGAGGGUUCUCUCCUGUGCAGCAUGCGCUUGGCCACAACCCCGAUCAAGUAGGUCCUGUGAUGGAAGUGAUUAACCAGGCCCCCGUGUCCAUGUUGUGGGAAGACCCCCAAGGUGAGGUGGAACGGGCCUCAAGAUUAAGAGCGGCGGCAGAGGGCGCGCAUGCAUCUUGGAUCGCACGCCAGCGAAUUGUACGGGCUCAAAACUCCAAGGGCCAACCGGUUCUUGAUUUUCAACCGGGUGAGUUAGUGUAUCUAUGGAGAGCACAGACGGGUCAGCAGGGUCGCCGACAACCGGGCGACAAACAUGGCCAGUUCAUAGGCCCAGCGAGGAUCCUGGCCACGGAAAAGAAGAAGGAUGAGUCUGGACACUUGGUGCCCGGAAGUUCAGUGUGGCUCGUCCGAGGGAGGAGCUUGAUUAAGUGCUGCCCGGAACAACUGCGGAGGGCCUCUCAGAGGGAGGAGCUCCUGGAGAUGCUCGCGAAGCCAGAGGACCGAACGCCCUGGUCGUUCCAAAGAGUUGCGGCGGAGAUCGGCGGCAACCAGGUCAAAGACUACUCCCAGCAACGCCCCACGCCACCAGAGUGGCAUGGAGCACAAGAUGUGGAAGAGACAGCGCCGCCUACGCGAGUCCGAUUUCGAGGCAAGAGGGCCCAACCGGAAGCCAUGGCAGAGCCUAUGGAGGAGGACGAGGAGCACCGCUCACCGGCCUCAGCAAGCUCAAGCAGAGCUCGGCUGGAAGGUGCACAGGGCAGUGGUUUCCAAGCGGCGGAAGCCUGGUGGGCAUCCGUGCCGGACCGGGAGUGGGAGCCAAAGCCAGCGGCUUACUGGAACGACGAGGACGCAGCAGUUUCCGUGGAGAUUGAGCUUCCCACCAACGUGAGAGGACUGCAGAAGACACUACACCAGCUGCCCUCCUACUUUGUGGGAGCCAUGAAGCGAAGGGCAAUUGAGGUCUGUGAGCGAAAACUGUCGCCGACCCAGAAGGAGGAGUUCAGAGCGGCAAAGAACAUCGAGGUCCGCAAUUUUAUAGCAUCAAAGGCCUUCGAAGUGCUCCCAGAGGAGUUAAAGCCAAGUCGGGAGCAAGCCAUCAAUAUGAGGUGGAUACUAACUUGGAAGUCCACCGAUUCCGGUGGCCAGAAGGCUAAAGCAAGAGCUGUGCUAUUAGGGUACCAAGACCCUAAAUACGAACACCGAUCGACCACAGCUCCCGUGAUGACGCGUCAGACGCGUCAAAUGCAAUUGCAAUUGUCCACCAACCGCGGCUGGACGGUGCAAAAAGGAGACGUGUCUGGAGCGUUUUUACAAGGCCGAGAAUACCCAGACCAGCUGUUUUGCAUUCCGUGCAAAGAAAUCUGCGAAGCCAUGGGGUUGCCAGAGGGAACUAUCACCCGCCUCCGGCGUGCCUGCUACGGACUUGUAGACGCACCACUGGAAUGGUACAGAACCGUGGACGAGUACUUAGUCGAGUUGGGACUCGAGCGGACGCAUGCCGACGCGUGCGCAUGGGUCUGGCGUCCCAAUGGAAAACUACGAGGCAUGAUAUCAGGCCACGUCGACGACUUCUUGUUUAGCGGAGGGGCUGAGGACGCCGACUGGCAAGCCUUGUUAGAAAAGAUUCGCCAACGGUUCAAGUGGGGAGACUGGGAUCAAGACAAGUUUGUGCAGUGUGGCGUGCAUGUUGAGCGGACUUCAGAGGGUUUCUUACUGAGUCAGCCGACGUAUUUGGAAGGGGUUAAAGAGAUUCCACUUUCUUCCAGUCGCCGAAAGAUGAAGGAUGCUGCUACUGGGGAGCGAGAAAAGACACAGUUGAGAGCCCUUCUAGGUGGCCUCUCAUGGCACGCCCAACAAGUAGCACCACACUUGUCUGCUGAAGUAAGCCUCCUGCUCUCAGAAAUCUCCGAGAGCAAUGUCAAUACGAUCAUCAAAGCUAACCUUCUGGCCCAUCACGCAAAAGCCCGCCAGGACCAUCAGAUGUUGAUACACCGUUUCUCAGCUGAGGAACCGUUGGCAUUGUUUGGCUGGGUGGACGCGGCGAGCCAGAACCGCCGCGAAGGUGGAUCGACUCAAGGGAUUUUUAUAGGCAUGGGCCCUGCGAACAUGUUGCAGGGUGAGAUGGGACGUGUGACACCCAUUGCAUGGCACUCCAAUAAGAUAGACAGGGCUUGUAGAUCACCAGGUGCGGCAGAGGCACAAGCAGCUGUUAACGGGGAAGAUGCAUUAUAUUUUGCCCGUUACCAAUGGAGUGAGUUGUGUUUUGGGAAUGUGAAUCUGCGUCAUCCCGACGAGACGGUUGCCAAGGUCACUGGAUGUCUGGUGACAGACUCCAGAAACGUUUAUGAUAAGUUGUACACUGAGGUGCUUGUCAUAAAAGGGGCGGAAAAGCGCACCAACAUUGAGUUGUUGGCCAUCAAGGAAGCUCAAAGGAACCACGGGGUGCUCAUCCGCUGGGUACAUUCAGAAGCACAACUAGCCAACGCGCUCACGAAGCAUGGCAGUAAGGAGCUGGAACUGUACUACCGUAUGCGCCACGCCUGGCGCAUCGUGGAG
Messenger RNA from Symbiodinium sp. CCMP2456, 5697 nucleotides. The record is from the annotation of a GenBank genome assembly. NCBI's taxonomy places the organism in Eukaryota, Dinophyceae, Suessiales, Symbiodiniaceae.